Molecule: messenger RNA, 2897 nt
Organism: Cyprinus carpio (common carp)
Lineage: Eukaryota; Metazoa; Chordata; Actinopteri; Cypriniformes; Cyprinidae
Product: Krueppel-like factor 9
Biological process (GO): regulation of transcription by RNA polymerase II
Molecular function (GO): RNA polymerase II cis-regulatory region sequence-specific DNA binding; DNA-binding transcription factor activity, RNA polymerase II-specific
Source: RefSeq, a predicted model, not a curated record
CGUAAUUAAUAUUCAUGAGCCAAGCCUUCUCCGUAGUAGGAUUGCUAAACUCGCUGCCGGGGGCGUGGCGUGGGCAUUGCCGGUUCUAGCAGCAGACACAAUGAAACGAGGGGCAAUGUAGGACACCACGUUGGGGCUUGAAAUGCAGACACGCAGAUAGAUAGCAGAGGCCGCCGCUGAUGAGAACAAAACAACGAGUUGAAAGUCUUCAAGUAGAACCGACCGGGCUCAGGAAACGAGGCUCCCCAUCAUCACUUUUGCUUUGUCAUUGAACGCAGUCGCGAUAAAAUGUCGUUCGCCUACUCGGAUUAUCUGGCCGCCGAGUGUCUGGUGUCGAUAUCCAGCGGUCCCGUCCUCCAUCGACCCACCCCGGUGUCUGGUGCGGCUCAGGCCCCUCCUCAGGGCCUUCCUGCCGGCGAGCCAGACGGGUCGAGCGAGGACAGGGAGGUGCGGGAGACGCUCCGGUUAGAGGGGGCCAACAUGAUGACGGUGGCGGAGAUCCUCACCGACCUGCACGGCAAGUUUCGUCCCAUGUCGGCCUACUCCGAAAGCAGCAACUCGUCGUGCGGAGAGAGCGGCUACACCACGUUGUCUGACUCCACCACCCCAACGCCUACCAUGACCCCCUCUGCCACCCCUGUCCCGGGACAGUACAGUAACACCCCUCAGCAGGUUUGGGGGGGAGGGGGCGCACCCCGGUCCCCCACCAAGCGUCACCCCUGUACUUUCGACGGGUGCGACAGGGUGUACGGCAAAUCCUCCCACCUGAAGGCGCACAUCAGGACCCACACAGGUGAGAGGCCCUUUCCGUGCACCUGGCCCGACUGCGAAAAGAAGUUUGCCCGUUCUGACGAGUUGGCCCGACACCUGCGUACCCACACUGGCGAGAAACGCUUCCUGUGCCCACUCUGCGACAAGCGUUUCAUGCGCAGCGACCACCUCAUCAAACACGCCCGCCGGCACCCCAACUUCCACCCCUUCAUGAUCAACCGCAAAGGUUCGGCUCAGGGAUCCGCCUCGACCCAGUCCACCACCGCCGCCACCUCGUCCUCAGAGUACGCCAGCACUGCCAAGUAGAUGCCCCUCACCGGGACCACCGUCUCAGUCAGACACUGCAGCUUGACUCGAUCGCCAUGCAUGCUGGGAUCCUCUUAAGCUCAGUCUUCACUUCCACAGGCCAAAAAUGAAGAACUUCACCAUGUCUUCCUCCAAACCCCUUCGCCCAACCAGUGACGACCAAAACAGGCGAAGGAGACUCAAACGCUCAAGCACAUUCCCAAGUCGCGCGAUUAAAUGAUCACAUGACUGACAAGUGAUGCUGAACGCAACAUUGGUCUUAAAUUGCUUGGGUUGGGUGGAAUAGAUUUUUCUGACUUUUUUGGAAGCAUGCAAACAAAAUGGCCAUCAGCGGUAGCACAAUGUUUUCCAUCAGCCAUCUGGUUGUAUCACUUGUCAGCCAUGUUUUAAAAUCUCCGAAAGGAUGCGUCACAGUUUAAGGGAAAGUUUACUCGUUCUUUGUCUUUUUACAGUCGUUCCAUCAAUCGUCACACAUCCUUUUUCAUGUCUUUUUUGUACAGCCGGAAUGGCAAACCCUCUCUGGCUUUGCUUGUCCACACAUGCUGUAGAACGCAAUAACCAGAUACAUUUUCAUAACUAUCACAAAGUAUUUGUGUGUUACUCAUAAAUUUGUCACGUGCAACGGACUUUAUGCAUUCUUAAAGCUUGUUGGCUUUGCUAAACCUUUAAGUUGUGAUGUCAAGCUCAUUCUUAAAUGAAUAUGAUUCUUGACACUCUUUGAAACCAAACAACGAUCAAAUCAAAACGGCCAGCGAGCUCCUUCUAGGUAGAAGCACUGCCUCUAAUGCCGCGUUUCCACAUAGCUUUCCCUACUGAAAUUGUAAUAAGUUAUUGUCAUCUUAAUUUACCUUUUGUUUUCCAUUAGUAGUAGUUAUUUUAUUAAUUAAUAUUAUUAGACCAUGCAUCUAUUAUUAUUUUCUGUUUGGAGGAACUCUUUUGUUUGUCCAUGUAAUGUUGACAUGUUGGUACAUGUAGCAAUGUGUUUAAUAGUAAUGUGGAUACGUGUAGAUAAAUAUCUAUGCUUGCAGCUUCAAUGGUAAAGAUGUUAUAAUAUGAACUACUAGAAGUAAUACACCUUAUGUUAGGGGUGACAGUAUACGCUUGAAUAGAAUAGUGCUGCUUGUGUGCGAAUGUUUGUGCGUCGCGUUUGUAUGUGCCGCCUGCGGACCACUUACAACUAUCUCAGAGAACAAAAAACACAUCAGGAAACUCAGAAAGCCUUAAAAUCCUUUGACUUGUUUUGCACCAUUGUUUACGGUCGGAUAUUUUCUACAGGUAUGCCGUCAGGCGUCGUUCUUCUCAACUAAAGAAAUACACAUGCAAUAUUGCACUUUUGUCUUACUGGUAUUGUUAACGAUGCUAGUUGUCUGCUAGUGUGAUGGGUUUCACUGUAUACAUGCUACUGCAUAGUGCUCAACUAAACGAACACUGUGGAAGGGGAUAAAGACCUGUCACAAUAAAUCAAUGCAUUCGUCUACAUGUGCACCUUCGUCUGAGUGCUUAAACCAGUGUGAGGAAAAUGGACUUGAUUUUUGUGAACUUUUCACUUUUCGUUUGUAUUUUGCUUUACAUUUGGAGUGCAACGGAUACGAAAUAUCUGAUCGCAGUUUGUCUGGUAUCAAAACUACAGCUGUUUUUAAUGGUUCAUUGUACCAUUUUCGAAUCAUGCAAUAUUCAGAGUGCUUUAAGUAACUGCUGGCAGUAACCUAAAGCAUGAUGACAACUAAUAAGAUCUCAACCACAUAACAAACCGAACCAGAAUAAUAUAUAAGACUCUGUGUUUGUUCUGUAGCUAAUUAAAUGUUUUAUGUUUGGCUGGA